Messenger RNA from Dovyalis caffra, 267 nucleotides. Lineage: Eukaryota; Viridiplantae; Streptophyta; Magnoliopsida; Malpighiales; Salicaceae. The record is from the annotation of a GenBank genome assembly.
AUGUGUUACGCAACUCAAACAUUGCACAACACAGGUUACCCAAAUCAAGGGAGGAAAUUUCCGGUUGCGUGCAAUGGAGGCAAUUCCAAAAUGACAUAUAGUUAUGACUCUGAGUUCUUGGUUGAAUCUGCAGUCAAGUCUUUGGAUAGCUUCAUCAAGAAGAAUGGUAUCUCAACAACACAAAAUAAAAUGGACAGAAAUUACGAGGGGAGGAAAGGGAAGGGAUUUGGCUCUGGACACUCAUCCAUCCAACCAGAUUUGGUUUAA